This is a messenger RNA of Aphanomyces invadans, 1452 nucleotides long. RefSeq lists its product as hypothetical. The coding region runs from base 1 to 1452 and encodes 483 amino acids. The transcript has 10 exons. The record is from RefSeq and is a predicted model, not a curated record. Lineage: Eukaryota; Oomycota; Saprolegniomycetes; Saprolegniales; Verrucalvaceae. Gene Ontology annotation, molecular function: protein binding.
AUGGAGCCACAACAAAGUGCCGAGAAUCGCACGAUUUUUCAAGAGGAUGGCAUUUGCAAGAAGGCGGAGGGGGACGCGUGGGCGAGGCAGGGCAACUACGACAAGGCGAUCGUGUGCUACAACAAGGCGUGCUUUGUCAAUCCGGACGACUAUACGCUCUACUCUGCACGGGGCAACGCAUACACGAAACUGUGUGACUUUAAGUCGGCCAUCUCGAACUACAAGAAGCUCCUGUCGAUGCAAAGCAACCCCCCGCAAGCUAUCAAAGAAGAAAUUGCCGAAGUCUUCAAUGCACAGGGGUACACGUACUUGAUGGAAAAGGAAUACACUACCGCCAUCGUGUACCUAACCGAUGCGGUGGCACUGGACGCCCUGCAGGCCAACUACUGGUUGCACCGAUGCCUGGCAUACAUUGGUCUGGAAAACUGGACGAAAGCGCUCAAGGACAUCGACCACGCCAUCUGCAUCGACGCCAACGACGCCGACAUCCUCGUCCUCCGGGCCAAGUUGAAUUGGAAGCUGAAACUCAUUGAUAAGGGUAACAGCGACAUUGCACGCGCGUUCAAACUGAACCCGAACCACCGCGAGGUGCUCGAUUUUGAAAAGAAAAUGUGGCACCAGUCGCAACAUCUGCACGAUCUCGCGUGCCGCCACAUCAUGAAUCGAGAGUUCUCCAAGAGUUUGGACUGCUUGAAUUCGUGCAUCGAAUUCAACGCCGACGACGUCAAGGUGCUCAUCUUACGUGCGUCCGUGCGUCGGGAAUUGGGAGAUUACGACGCCGCGAUGGCCGACGUCGAGCGCGCGUCACAAGCAUUUUUCAAAAAGAAACGGCAGUCCGACCAGCCACACACGAAUGACCCCGACGAACUCGAUGAACAUAUUCAAGAACUCGACUCGCAGUCUUUGUUUGGAUCACCUGUCGCACAUAUCGACGAGCAUCCCGAAAUUACUCGCCAGCGCAACUUGAUUCUGAACGACGUCGCAGUGGCAGAAAUCCAAAGUGGCCGCUACGACGCCGCCCUGAACGCGAUGAACCUCCAGGCGAUCGCGUCCGAAGUCGCGACGGCGUCUCGGUUUGAUGGAAGUGUCAUCGACUAUCGAUUUUACGUCAACCGCGGCGACUGCUACCGCGCGCAGUCCAAGAACCACGCGGCGCUAGCAGAUUACAACAGUGCGUUGGAGCUGCAGCCGAUGGAUGCCGACAUCCACACACGGGUUGCCAUCAUCCGAUACCAGUUUGGGUUGGAGCAAUUCAACCGUGGCGCGUUCGACAAGGCCGAAGUCGAAUUCACCCUCGCCAUUCGGCACAACCCAUCCGUGUACCAUUAUUACAUUCGGCGCGGGGAUUGCUACCGAUAUCUAGAGCAAAAUGAAAUGGCCUUUCAAGAUUACAAGAAAGCCGAGGUGCUGAAUCCUGACGACCCAGACGUCAAGGUGCUGCCACGUGCGUAG